Molecule: messenger RNA, 768 nt
Organism: Closterium sp. Naga37s-1
Lineage: Eukaryota; Viridiplantae; Streptophyta; Zygnematophyceae; Desmidiales; Closteriaceae
Source: the annotation of a GenBank genome assembly
AUGGACAAAGGUGGGAUCGAUUGGCUCGAUGUUUUAUGGCGACAAAUGGGCGGGUGCGAGGAGAAGGACGACGACGAAUUAACGGAAGCCGAUGAUGACAUGGCGCAUGAUGCAGGCCACGAUCUCAUCUACGAUGUCGAUUGUGAAGGCACGUGGGCCGAUGCUGCAGAGACUCAAGAGGAAGUUGUAGAAGAGGGGAACGCGGCUGCUGAAGAAGAGGGAGGCCCGGCACCAGGUGCAGAGGAAUGGGCAGGUGGAGAAGAGGGAGGCCUGGAAGCAGGUGCAGAGGAAGGGGUCCGUGAAGAAUUGGGAGGCCAGGAAGCAGGUGCAGAGGAAGCGGACGAUGAAGAGACGGAGUUCGAAUAUUGCGACGCGAUCCAGAACGAUCAAGAAGGGCAAGCAGAGGGAGAGGACGACGAAGAGGAGGACACCGAGUACAUGGACGCAAGCGAGGGAGACGACGAUGAUGACAGUUCGGAUGACGCGGAUGAUGAAGAGACGGAGACCGAUUUUAGCGAUGCUAGUGAUGACUACAUGGAGGAGGGGGAAAGAGAUGAGCAGGGUCAGGAGGCCAACUAUCUGCACAGGAACGACCUUUGCAAGGACAACGGUCUGCGCGGGGUCGACGAACCUCACGGGGCCGACGACCUUCCCAGGGUUGGCGAUCCGCGCAGAGCCAACGACAUUCGCAGGGCCAAUGAUCUACGCAAAGACAAUGACCUUCGCAGCGCCAAACACCAUCGCAAGGCCAAGAGGGGGAGAAUUUAA